Molecule: messenger RNA, 735 nt
Organism: Knipowitschia caucasica
Lineage: Eukaryota; Metazoa; Chordata; Actinopteri; Gobiiformes; Gobiidae
Source: the annotation of a GenBank genome assembly
AUGGUGGUCUACAGUCCACCCUCCUCAGACCCAGAGCAGGACCAGGUUCUGGUCCUGCAGCAGACCCAGUCCUGGGUCAAACGUGCCCUGAGGCUGAUGGCAAGUCUGGUGCUGCUCAUCCUGGUCCUCGUCGUGGUCUUCGUGGUCUGGACCUGGAGGAACCGAGAAGCUGUGCAGACAGGAGGACAGACAGAGCUGCUGCAGACCGACGAUCCUGUGUCCGCUUUGAGGAGGAUCAGCAGUCGGGCCAGAACUGCCAUCCAUCUGGAAGGCAGCCUGGAGGAGGAGGUGCCUGGUCUGCAGUGGAGCAGUGGUCAGGGUCAGGGUUUCUCUCAGGGCAACGUGAGGCUCCAGAGGAACCAGAUCACGGUCCUCCACAGCGGCCUGUACUUCAUCUACAGCCAGGCCUCUUUCAGGACCUCCUGCCUCCCCCACCUCCCCCCCGAGCCUCAGCCCCCCCUCAGCCACCGCGUCUGGAGGUUCUCAGAAUCUGUGGGGAGUGAGGUGUCCAUCAUGAGCGCGGUGCGGACUGUGUGCUCUGACUCAGGGCAGGAGGAGCGUGGGGAGGCACCUGAGGAGGCGCGUGAGGAGGCGCGCGGCUGGUACAGCGCCCUCUACCUGGGAGCAGUGGUACAGCUCCACACUGGAGAUCGGCUCUGGACCGAGACCAACCACCUGCAGGAGCUGGAGACCGAGGAGGGCAGGACCUUCUUUGGCCUGUUCGCCCUCUUCUGA